AUGAAGAUAACCGCGUUACUUGUUCUCAAGUGCACUCCCGAAACUUCGGAUCCAGUCAUCCUCGCAAACGCUUCAGACGUGUCUCACUUCGGCAAUUUCCAACGAUCUAGCGUCAAGGAGUUCCUCAUCUUCGUCGGACGCACUGUCUCUAGCCGUACCCUUCCUUCUCAACGCCAAUCCGUACAACACGAAGAGUACAAGGUACACGCUUACAAUAGUAAUGGCCUAUGCGCUGUGGGAUUCAUGGACGAUCAUUAUCCUCUUCGAAGUGCCUUUUCUCUUCUCAAUCAGGUGAUAGAUGAGUACGAGAAGAGUUUUGGUGAGACAUGGAAGUCUGUUAAAGAAGACUCCACUCAACCUUGGCCUUACUUGGCCGAUGCUCUUACCAAAUUCCAGGACCCAGCAGAGGCUGAUAAGCUGUUGAAAAUCCAGAGGGAGUUGGAUGAGACCAAGAUCAUCAUUCAUAAAACCAUUGAUAGCGUUCUAGCCCGUGGUGUGGAGCUAGAAAAACUAGUGGAGAAGAGCUCAGAUUUGAGCAUGGCAUCACAGAUGUUCUACAGACAAGCGAAGAAAACGAAUUCAUGCUGUAGUAUUAUGUGA
Molecule: messenger RNA, 600 nt
Organism: Eruca vesicaria subsp. sativa (arugula)
Lineage: Eukaryota; Viridiplantae; Streptophyta; Magnoliopsida; Brassicales; Brassicaceae
Source: the annotation of a GenBank genome assembly